Molecule: messenger RNA, 1086 nt
Organism: Symbiodinium natans
Lineage: Eukaryota; Dinophyceae; Suessiales; Symbiodiniaceae
Source: the annotation of a GenBank genome assembly
AUGCUUCGUACGGCACGGGCUGCUGGCGUGCUGCCCAAAGCCCGUACGGCCUACGCCUUGUUCCUGCAGCAGUGCCUGAAGGAGUACGGCUCGAAAGCGAAGAAUAUCAAGGAACAUCAGACACGUAUUUCCAGGGCGGGUGCGCGCUGGCGGAAACUGACGCCGCAGCAGAAAGAGAAAUUCAAUGAGCAGGCCGCAGAGGAGCUUCGACAACGAAAAGAAGCGCUUCAGGAGAUGCAGGCCCCGAACAUGGAGGAGGAGACGCCAACCCCGAAACCCCAUGAGCCCUCUGUCAAGGUACCUGUCACAAAUUUGGGCAAAUGGAUCGUGGAGGAGAGGCUGGGCCACGGAGGAUACGGCAAUGCGUUCGUUGUCAGGCAUCAAACGACUGGCGUGAGGGCAGCGGCAAAACUUUGGAAGGAGGAGGGCGAGAGCUCCAGGGACGAGUUGAACAUCUACCUGGCGUUGCGAGAGGCGCCGGAUAAUUUUUGCAAAGCCUUCUUCUUGCCGCUCCUGCAGCACUGCAUCGACGCGCCCAUGGAGUGGAUGGUGAUGCCCUGGCAACCUAUGGGUUCCCUGCGAACGCAAAUUAAGAGCAGUGGGCCCCUCAAACCAAAGGAAGUUAAAGCAGUCCUUUGCCAGGGAGCAGUUGGAUUGAAUUACCUCCACUGCUUGGGGUUCUUGCAUCUCGACGUGAAGCCCGCCAACUUGCUGUGGUGCCCUGCGCGUCACCACAUGCAGAUUAUCGACUUCUCCUUGUCCUGCGUGUUUCCCUUGAAACGCGCUCGUGAAGAUCCGGUGGGUACGCCCAGCUACCGAGCCCCUGAAGCCUGGAACUUGCCAGUUCAAAUUGGCCCCUUUACGGACUCUUUCGCCAUGGGUUGCGUGGCUUUUGAGGCGGCUACCGGAGACAUACUCUUUCACGGCAGCACCAAGGAGGAGAUCAAAUCUAAGAUUAUGAAGCUGUCCAAGCGAGGUGAGGUCACCGGAAAGUGGCCCUUGCUUGGGGAACUGCGGCUCACCGUCUGGAAACUGGUUGGUGAAGCCAAAGCGCGGCCUGACCUUAAGGGGAUUGCCACUAUCUGA